GACGGCCUUGCUGGGUGGGGGACGCUGUGGGUCCAGCCUGUACCCCGCGUUGGAAGCUGGCCGCGCCAACCAAGCAAAAUGAUGCCAAAAAUUUAGAUUGGCAGCAAACUAACAACAGCAAAAACAUGGCCCUUUCUCUCAUCAACGGCGGCGAGAACCUCUUCGUCAGCGGCGUCUUCGCCCUCCGCAAGGCCCAAACGCUGCACGACCACGGCGUAACCCACAUCCUCUCCGUCAUCGACUACGACCUCGACAAGGCAGAGGGCCUCGCCGGCGCCCGCUUCGAGCACCUAAGCAUCGACGUUAACGACGAGGAGGAUGCCGACCUGCUCGUACACUUUCCGCGCAUCGUGCGCUUCAUCGACGCCGGCCUAAACCCCAACCCCAGCUCCAGCUCCGACCCCAACCAGCCCGACGGUGCUGGCAAGCCCCCCGGCGGCGGCGGCGUCCUGGUGCAUUGCGCCAUGGGCAAAUCGCGCUCCGUCACGGCGACGCUGGCCUACCUGCUGUGGAAGCACCCGGCUCGCUUCGGCGGCGCUGGCCGCCACAACCCGGACCGCGAGUCGGCCGCGCGCGCCGCCGUGGCCGCCGCACUCGAGUGGGUGCGCGCCACGCGGCCCAUGGCCGAGCCCAACGGCGGCUUCUCCCGCCAGCUCGAGAUGUGGUGGGACAUGGGCACGCCCGCCCGCGCCGAUGAUGCCGUGGCCCGCCACCCGACAUACCGCCGCUGGCUGUACCGGCGCGAGGUGGAGGAGAGCGCGCGCGUCGGCCGCGCCCCGGACUGGAUCCGGUUCGAGGAUGAGGUGCAGCCGGAAGAGGAGGAGGACAACACAGUUGCAGUGGAACCAGCAGGGACGGGGACGAGUGGGACAAAAGCGCUUGAGGUGCGCUGCAAAAAGUGCCGCCGCGUGCUGACAACGGGCCGUUUUGUCGUGGCGCACGCCCAGCGCCAGCCCGCGGCGGGCCACACGGCGUGCCCGCACGUCUUUGUCGAGCCGCUGUCGUGGAUGCGCCCCGUACUCGAGGCUGGCGAGCUCGAGGGCCGCCUGGUUUGCCCGGGCGCCAGGUGCGGCGCCUCCAUCGGCCGCUACGCCUGGCAGGGUUUCAAGUGCAGCUGCGGCGAGUGGGUCUGCCCGGCCCUUUCGCUGCAGAAGAGCAAGGUGGACGAGGUGGCGGCCGCGCCGCCGGCCGUCGCCGCCAGCCUGCCCGGCGGCGGGGUCGACAAGGGCGCCUCGGACCCGAGGGCUGCCCUCGGGAUCCGCAUGCCGCCAUCUCUCCGCAAGGAGAACCUGUGAUGCCCGUUGUACAUAGUGUAAAAAAAAAAGAAUUCCACAAAAAGGAAAAGCCGAACCAGCCCUGGCUUUCGGCACGGUGUGCCCAUGUACCUACCUCUUUUGCCAAUGUUGAC
Molecule: messenger RNA, 1408 nt
Organism: Gaeumannomyces tritici R3-111a-1
Lineage: Eukaryota; Fungi; Ascomycota; Sordariomycetes; Magnaporthales; Magnaporthaceae
Product: tyrosine-protein phosphatase YVH1
Exons: 2
Coding region: 126-1295 (389 amino acids)
Biological process (GO): protein dephosphorylation
Cellular component (GO): nucleus
Molecular function (GO): protein tyrosine/serine/threonine phosphatase activity
Source: RefSeq, a predicted model, not a curated record